AUGGAACCAGUUCGCCAAAAUGUUACCGUUUAUGACCAAGAAGUGGAAAGAGAAAUACAAAUUGAUGAAGAAGAACAACAAGAAGAGGAACCAACGACCCCUAUUGGGAUACAUAUAUCUCGACAGUCAUCAACAAGAUCACAUGAAGAACAACAACAACAAAGACAAGCUCGUGGUAAACGAGUCAAUUUCCAAACUAUCGAUGAAGAUGAACCAGUAAGACAACCUUUUCCUGCAAUGCCACCUCCUAGUGGUAGAGCUGUUUUACAUGUGUGGUCGUAUUUCACAAAAGAACCAACCGAGAAUCCAGAUAUUUUCUUAUGCACUUGUCAAAUUUGUGAAAGUCAAGGAGUAAAGCCCUUAGUUGCAUACAAUUUCGGCAUACGAGCGUUACGCUAG
Amaranthus tricolor (Joseph's coat) is the source of this 399-nucleotide messenger RNA. RefSeq lists its product as uncharacterized. The coding region runs from base 1 to 399 and encodes 132 amino acids. Lineage: Eukaryota; Viridiplantae; Streptophyta; Magnoliopsida; Caryophyllales; Amaranthaceae. The transcript has 4 exons. The record is from RefSeq and is a predicted model, not a curated record.